Papilio polytes (common Mormon) is the source of this 1763-nucleotide messenger RNA. Its product is annotated as myrosinase 1-like. The transcript has 13 exons. Lineage: Eukaryota; Metazoa; Arthropoda; Insecta; Lepidoptera; Papilionidae. The record is from RefSeq and is a predicted model, not a curated record. Gene Ontology annotation, molecular function: beta-glucosidase activity. Gene Ontology annotation, biological process: carbohydrate metabolic process. The coding region runs from base 1 to 1749 and encodes 582 amino acids.
AUGGCUUUGGACCUGCACCAGGGAUCGGCUUUAAGCCCUUAUCUCUUCCUCCUGGUUAUCGACGCGUUAACCGUGGAGAUCCAGGAGGAAACACCCUGGUGUAUGCUUGCUUUGAUAUACACGGUGCGUGCCUCAGUCAAGUUUCCACCAGGCUUCAAGUUCGGAGCCGCCGCGUCAGCAUAUCAAGUGGAAGGAGCUUGGAAUGUCAGCGACAAGGGUCCAAGUAUAUGGGAUAAACAUCUCCAUGGCAACCCUGCUGUCAUCACGGAUCGUACUAACGCUGAUGUCACCUGCGACUCCUAUCAGCAUUGGAGAGAUGAUGUUAACAUUGCUGCGGAUCUUGGGCUACAUUUUUACAGGUUCUCGAUAUCGUGGACAAGACUCCUGCCAACGGGUACAAGUGAAAGAAUAAGUGAAGACGGCAAAGCUUAUUACAACAAACUAAUCAACGGUCUGCUAGAGAAAGGCAUACAGCCUGUAGUCACGCUCUACCAUUGGGACUUGCCACAGAGAUUACAAGACUUAGGAGGUUGGACUAACCCUUUGAUCGCAGAUUGGUUUAUGGACUAUGCAAAAGUUGCUUUUUCUUUAUACGGCGAUAGAGUGAGUAGAAUUGGCAUAACAAAUCAUCUUUAUUGGUUCGAGCCAACUUCAGAAGAAAACAAAGAAAUCACGAAAUUAGUUAAUCUGUAUAUGCACAUAAGCAUACACGCCGUCUUCUCAAAAGAGGGUGGAUGGCCUCCAGAAAUAGAGAAGAUAGUAGCAGAAAAUAGUAAAAAACAAGGAUAUCCUAGAUCCAGACUACCAGCAAUGAGUAAAGAGGAAAUCAAUCUCAUUAAAGGUAGAAUUGGAAUAACAAAUCAUCUUUAUUGGUUUGAGCCAACUUCAGAAGAAAACAAAGAAAUCACGAAAUUAGUUAAUCUGUAUAUGCACAUAAGCAUUCACGCCGUCUUCUCAAAAGAGGGUGGAUGGCCUCCAGAAAUAGAGAAGACAGUAGCAGAAAAUAGUAAAAAACAAGGAUAUCCUAGAUCCAGACUACCAGCAAUGAGUAAAGACGAAAUCAAUCUUAUUAAAGGCACCUACGACUUCUUCGGUCUGAACUACUAUACUUCUCGUCGAGUACGAAAAGCGACGGUAGAUGAUAAAUUCCACGACUGGCCGUUAGGAGAGAGCUGUGUUGAACUCGGCGCCAUCUUGGAAUACGAUACAGCAUGGAAGAAAGGCGCCUGCUCUUGGUUUUGGGUUUAUCCUGAAGGUAUUCGUAAAUUAUUGAAAUCUAUAAAAGAAACGUACGGUGAUAUUGAAGUGUUUAUCACUGAAAACGGAUUAGCGACGAAAAGUAGCAGUUUGAAUGACAAUGAACGGGUAGAUUACUAUAAGAAACAUUUGGAACAGGUAUGGCUGGCGAUAUACAAAGAUGGUGUCAACGUAACCGCUUACACGGCCUGGUCUAUGAUAGAUAACUUUGAAUGGCUCGAUGGUUAUACUGUACAAUUCGGUUUAUAUCAAGUGGACUUCAGUAGUAAGAGCCGAACAAGAAAGCCACGCGCCUCCGCGAAGUAUUACGCUGACGUCAUAAGAAGCCACAGCUACGUCACCAAAUACACAACAGAUGAACUCUAUUUGUCUAUUUUGUUCUACACAUUUCUACCUGGUAUACUAGUGAUGGUUUUGCUGUUACUACUUUACUGUCCUGUGGCGGCUAAAUUAUUGUCAAACAAAGGUUAUAAGUCGAUUAUUAUUGACUAGCUGUUCUCGUGCGA